Molecule: messenger RNA, 1917 nt
Organism: Trichoderma virens Gv29-8
Lineage: Eukaryota; Fungi; Ascomycota; Sordariomycetes; Hypocreales; Hypocreaceae
Exons: 4
Coding region: 1-1917 (638 amino acids)
Biological process (GO): DNA replication initiation; DNA replication
Cellular component (GO): nucleus; nuclear origin of replication recognition complex
Molecular function (GO): ATP hydrolysis activity; DNA replication origin binding; ATP binding
Source: RefSeq, a predicted model, not a curated record
AUGCUCGAUACUACAGCGGAUGAGCUCUCGACAAACGAAUACCCAGCCAUUAGCCCUCUGAAAUCCAGAAACCUCAAUCUAAACCAGAGGUUAGCUGAGUCAACUGGUGCCGCGGCGUCGCCAAAGGGCAUCCUAUCACCGACCAAGAAAAGGGGACCUCGGCCACAAAAGAAUGUUUCCUUUAACAAGAGCAUCGACGCCGAAGCCACCACCGAGGUCUUCUUUGAGGACCUACCCAAGGAGCCCAGCGGCAAAAAGAAGCCUGGUCGAAAGCCGAAGCAGGCUCAACCUGUUGUUGUUGCCACAGAUGAGAUUGUGUGUGGCGUUUGCUCCAGACCAGACUCACAAGCACCCAACGAGAUUAUCCUGUGCGAUAAUUGUGACUUUGCCGUCCAUCAAAUGUGCUACGGAGUACGAAAAAUUCCAGAGGGCGACUGGCUGUGCAAGUCGUGCGCACAGGAAGAUGUCCUGGGUCUGACCAAGAAAUCGACUGAGGAGGUUUCUGAAAUAACCGCCGCCGCGGCCGCCAACCCAGUAGCGGCUCCUACCACCGAGGUGCCGGAUAUUCCCAACCUAGAUCAUCACUUGCGUGCCCUGCAGAGGGUCCUCUUGGAUCGGUGCAACGGCCGAAGGACGGUUCGCAUGUUUGGCCAGCAAGAUCAAUAUGAAAAGGCGCAUCAGCUCAUCGAGCAGACUGUCGUGGCGGGCGAGGGAAACUCCAUGCUCCUUAUUGGACCAAGGGGGUGUGGUAAAACAACGAUGAUCAACAACAUCGUUAAAGACAUGUCACGGGAGCAUCGACAGGACUUUCAUAUCGUUAGGCUUAACGGAUUCAUUCAUACAGAUGACAAGCUCGCGCUGAAGGAAAUCUGGAGGCAGCUUGGAAAGGAAAUGAAGGUUGACGACGACUUGCUGAACCGGUCCAACUAUGCCGAUACCAUGGCGUCCUUAUUGGCACUGCUGUCCCACCCUUCGGAGAUUCUAGGACUAGAUGAGGGAGUCACGUCGCAAUCCGUCAUAUUCAUCAUUGACGAAUUCGAUUUGUUCGCGACCCAUCCCAGGCAGACACUUUUGUACAACUUGUUUGACAUUGCUCAAUCUCGAAAAGCUCCCAUUGCAGUCCUGGGCUGCACAACGCGCCUCGAUGUGGUGGAGAUGUUAGAGAAGAGGGUCAAGAGCCGAUUCAGCCACCGAUAUAUUUAUUUAUCUUUGCCCAAGAAUCUAGCCGCUUUUUGGCAAGUCUGCCGACAGGGGCUCAUGCUCGGGGAUGUCGAAGCGGAGGAGGAAGGUCUGGACCGGAGCAUCGAAGGAUUCACCGAGUUCCAGGCAUAUUGGGAUCACAAGAUUGAGCAGCGAGCAUUUCAAGACUUGCUACAAUAUCACUACUACACAACCAAGUCGCCGUCGGCAUUCUUCAACGAAUGGAUCUUGCCGCUCUCAUGGCUCACGGCGGGCAACCCAAACCUCAACAUUCCGGCCGUCGGCUCAGAGUUGACGUCGCUGGCGCCGCCGGAUUCGCGGUUGCACCUGCUAUCGACACUGUCGGAGCUGGAUCUCGGGUUGUUGAUUGCCGCCGCUCGGCUCGACAUUGUGGCCGACACGGAUACGGUCAACUUUGCCAUGGCAUAUGACGAGUACAGCACGCUGGCGGGACGGCAGCGCGUGCAGUCGGCCACAGCAGGCAUGCUUGCGCAGGGCGGCAACGCGAGGGUCUGGAGUCGUGGCGUCGCAGCGGUGGCAUGGGAGCGACUCGUCACGCUGGGAUUGCUGGUGCCUGCGGGCGUGGGCGCGGGCAGCCGAAAUCAAGGACACGGGGGGCUGGAAGCAAAGAUGUGGAGAGUGGACGUGGCGCUGGAGGAGAUUCCGGUUGCUACGAAGCUGAGCACGGUUCUGGCCAAGUGGUGCAAGGAGAUAUGA